AUGGAGAAACUGAAGACCUUGCUGGUCGCGAAUCGAGGAGAGAUUGCGGUGCGUAUAUGCAAGACCGCCAGCAAUCUGGGUAUUAAGACAAUUUCGAUCUACACUGGAGCAGACGCCGCCUCAGCUCACGUCGGGGCUGCUGAUGAGGCUGUUUUGCUCUCAGGACCAGAUGCCAAGGGUUACAUCGACACACAACAAAUCAUCGAAAUCGCCAAAUCCAAAGGAGCAGACGCUAUUAUCCCAGGCUAUGGAUUUCUAUCAGAGAACACUGACUUCGCCAGGCAUGUUGCCGAAGCGGGAAUGGUGUUUGUCGGACCCAGUCCUAAGUGUAUAGAUGACUUCGGCAUCAAACAUACGGCUCGUGAACUUGCGGCAAAGGCAAAUGUCCCCAUCGUCCCAGGAACCAAAGGCCUUGUCAAGUCGGAGGACGAUGCAGUUGAGGAAGCGAAGAAACUGGGGUUCCCGGUUAUGCUCAAAGCUACCGCAGGCGGAGGCGGCAUGGGCUUGUUGACGUGCAAGGACGAGAACGAAGUCCGUCAGUCAUUCAAGACCGUUCAAUCGCGUGGCGAGACCCUGUUCAAAAACUCAGGCGUUUUCAUGGAGAGGUUCUACCCUUCAUCCCACCACAUCGAAGUCCAAGUCUUCGGCAACGGGCUUGGUGAAGCAAUACAUUUUGGUGAACGCGAAUGCUCGAUCCAACGACGACAUCAAAAGGUGAUUGAAGAGUGCCCUAGCCCAUUCGUGGUCAAACAUCCCGAACUCCGCCAGAAGCUGGGAUCGGCUGCUGUCCGUCUGGCUGACUCGAUCAACUAUGGUUCGGCCGGGACCAUCGAGUUUCUCGUGGAUGACGAGUCUGGGGCCUUCUUCUUUUUAGAGAUGAACACACGCCUGCAGGUUGAGCAUGGUAUCACUGAGAUGUGCUAUGGAAUCGACCUGGUGGAGUUGAUGCUGAAACAGGCCGACGCAGAGCUGUCCGGGAAGGGCGGCCUCGAUGCUGAAUACCUCCGCAGCCUGCAGCCCGAGGGCCCUUCAGGAGCGGCAAUUGAGGUCCGGGUAUAUGCUGAGAACCCGGCCAAAGACUUUGCACCAUCACCAGGCACACUGCAGCAUGUAUCCUGGAAGCAGGUCCCGGGCUCUCGAAUUGACGGCUGGAUCCACACCGGAACGAAGGUCACUUCAUUUUACGAUCCUUUACUGGCGAAACUCAUGGUCCACGCAGCAGACCGCCCGGAAGCCCUCAGGCUGAUGUCUGAAAUGCUCGAAGGCUCCAACAUCUUCGGACCACCCACCAAUAUCGAGUUCUUGGACGCCAUCUUGAAAGAUAGCACAUUCAAGUCUGGCAACACGAUGACAAAAUUUCUCGAGACGUUCAAGUUCCAACCAUCGGCAAUCGAUGUUCUGCAAGGUGGUGCGUACACCUUGAUCGAAGACUGGCCAGGCCGUCCCACCAUUGGGAGAGGUUUCUCGCACUCUGGACCAAUGGAUCCUUUGGCAUUCCGGAUUGCUAAUGCGCUCGUGGGCAAUCCUCCUGGCAAGGAAGGCGUUGAGAUCACCUUGAGUGGUCCGGACCUCAAAUUCCUUGGACCGGCCAUUGUGGCCAUAUGUGGUGCACCGAUGGAGGCCAAGCUGGACGGCAAGGAGGCACCUAUGUGGACGCGGCUGAAGAUCCAAGCUGGCCAGCGCCUCACCAUCGGCAAGACGACAGGAGGUGGAUGCAGAUCGUACUUGGCAAUAUAUGGCGGCCUUCCCAGUAUUGCGACGUGGUUCGGGUCAAAAGCAACUGCACCGAUGACUGCUGUCGGGGGCUAUCAAGGAAGAGCCCUGGCCGCUGGCGAUUUCUUGGUGGUCACGGCGGAUCUACCCGAGAUCAGCGGCGAACUUCGCCUACCAGAGAAUCUGAUACCGUCCUAUCCCGAAGAAUGGGAUCUCCUCGCCAUGCCCGGUCCUUACGACGAGGGUUUCAUCACCAACGAGUCGAUCGAAGAGUUCUACAAAAGCACGUGGACAAUUUCCCACAACGCCGCUCGAGGAGGCAUCCGGCUGAUCGGCCCCAAGCCAAAAUGGGCACGUCCUGAUGGAGGAGAGGGCGGUGCCCAUCCUUCAAAUGUCAUCGAAUAUGGCUAUCCUGUUGGUACGGUGAAUUGGACCGGGGACGAUCCCUGCCUCUUUCCCAUUGACGCGCCCGACUUUGGUGGAUUCGUGUCGGCGACCACAAUCGUGAAGGCGGACUAUUGGAGACUCGGCCAAAUGAAGGCGGGCAACAAGCUGAGGUUCAAGAGGGUUUCGUAUCAGGACGCCAUUGCGAAGCGCAAGGAAGUUGAAGACUUUCUAGGCUCGAUUCACGACUGCUGCCAGGGGAAAGGCAGCUUCGAGCAUGUUUCGCCGCUGAAAUACGAUGGGUUUCCUCCAUCGGUCGAGAACAAAGGGUGGGAGCCUGCGAUGAUCCAUCAAAUCCAAGAACAGGGCAACCAACCGCUCGUGUCUUACCGACAGGGCGGCGACGACUUUAUCUUGAUCGACUAUGGCCAUGGCUCCUUCGACCUCAACUACCGAUGCCGCGCAGUCGCACUGUACCGCAAGCUCAGAGAAAACACUGGAGAGAUAUCAUUCGCCAACGGCGCGAUGCAUACUGGAAUGGCUUGUGGAAACUCUCUGAUGUUGUAUUAUGACUCGACCAAAGUUCCCCGCCAGAAGAUGCUGGAUUAUCUUCUCCAGCUCGAAAACGAACUCGGCGAUCUGAGUGAAGCGAAGUUCCCCAGCCGCAAGUACAAAUUUCCCAUCACGUUUCAGAGUAAACGGCAGAAGGAAAGCUUACAGAGAUAUAUGGAGACGCAAAGACCGUACGCCUCAUAUCUACCUGAUCCCAUGGAAUUCGUGGCAAAGAACAAUGCAUUCACGCUUCAACAGCUUCGAGACAUAUACACGAAAUCAUCGUUGAUGGUGGUGGCUGUGGGGUUCUUUGUCGCCCUCCCGAUUGCUCUACCCAUUGAUCCUCGCCAGCGCAUCCAGUGCCCCAAAAUGAAUCCUUCCCGUGUACAUACCCCGGAGGGUCAGGUCGGCUGGGGAGGAUCAUGCAUGGCGUUGUACAACGUCGAGUCGCCGGGUGGCUAUAUGAACACCGGACUCUCGAUCCCGGGCGCAGAUAUCCUCGGCUUUAAGAAGGGCUACAGCCCGGAGAAGCCCUGGCUGUUCGAGGACUUUGACCAGAUCACCUUCUACGAAGUGACCGAAGACGAGUAUGAAAGGAUGAUGGCCACGUUCCGCAGCGGCCGGUACGAGUACGAGUACGAGGACACCGAGUUCGACAUGAAAGAGCACAACCAGCUCCUGCGGGAGACGAAGGACGAAGUGGUGCAAAUCCGGGCAAAACAGCGCGAAGCCCAGGCGGAGAUGGACAAGCUGGAGAAGGAGCUUCUGGAGAAAUGGAACAAGGAGAAAGAGGCGGGCAAAAUCAGCAUGGACACCGUCGAGGAGCUGUUGCACGAUCCGGACAUCAUCCCCGUCGAAGCUCCACUGAACGCCAACGUGUGGAAAGUCGAGGUCAAGGAAGGCGACCGCGUCAGGCUGGAGCAGGUGGUCUCGAUCCUGGAGGCCAUGAAGCUCGAAAUCCCCGUCAAGGCGGAGCAGAGCAUGGAAGGGGCGACGGUCGAGAAGUUGCUCGUCAAGCCAAACGACGUCGUGGAAGCUGGGAAGCCGCUGAUGCUUCUUCGCAGACCGGCCAAGUAA
Molecule: messenger RNA, 3726 nt
Organism: Fonsecaea erecta
Lineage: Eukaryota; Fungi; Ascomycota; Eurotiomycetes; Chaetothyriales; Herpotrichiellaceae
Product: urea carboxylase
Exons: 4
Coding region: 1-3726 (1241 amino acids)
Molecular function (GO): ATP binding; metal ion binding
Source: RefSeq, a predicted model, not a curated record